This is a messenger RNA of Myotis myotis, 595 nucleotides long. It is a transcript of the gene REG4, whose product is annotated as regenerating family member 4. Gene Ontology annotation, molecular function: signaling receptor activity; mannan binding. Lineage: Eukaryota; Metazoa; Chordata; Mammalia; Chiroptera; Vespertilionidae. The record is from RefSeq and is a predicted model, not a curated record. Bases 1 to 465 code for a protein of 154 amino acids. The transcript has 5 exons.
AUGGCCUCCAAGAGCGUGUGGCUGCUCCUGCUGGUGGCCGGCACCGGCGCCCUGGGCGACAUCCUCAUGAGGCCCAGCUGUGCUACCGGGUGGUUUUACUACAAGUCCCAUUGCUACGGGUACUUCCGGAAGCUGAGGAAUUGGUCCGAUGCUGAGCUCGAGUGUCAGUCCUUUGGGAACGGAGCCCACCUGGCGUCUAUACAGAACCUACAGGAAGCCAAAGCCAUCUCCGAAUACAUAGGUGGCUACCAAAGGAACCUGCCCGUGUGGAUCGGCCUGCACGACCCGCAGAAGAGUCAGCAGUGGCGGUGGAUCGACGGGACCUCGUAUUUAUUCAAAACCUGGUCCGGCAGGUCCAUGGCUGGAAACAAGCACUGUGCUGAGAUGAACGCCCACAACUUUUUAACUUGGAACAGCAAGGAAUGCGACAAGCUCCAACACUUCCUCUGCAAGUACCGGCCGUAGAGCAGGAAUCGGGGUCCCGCAGCCCCGGCCCAAACCCCUCCCCCCUUCUUGCCCUGCCACCGUGUCUAUGUCUGAUCCUUGCCUCAGGAAGUAAACGUGGUAACCAUGCUGGUGAGGCUCUUACUGCACU